This is a messenger RNA of Helobdella robusta, 453 nucleotides long. RefSeq lists its product as hypothetical. Lineage: Eukaryota; Metazoa; Annelida; Clitellata; Rhynchobdellida; Glossiphoniidae. The record is from RefSeq and is a predicted model, not a curated record. Bases 1 to 453 code for a protein of 150 amino acids. The transcript is spliced from 4 exons.
AUGGCGGUCUGCUGUCGCAAUGGUUGGAGGUGCCUGGUCGUGCUGUUGCAUUUACCGUGCUCAAGUGCGAAGGUAUUCCCGCUUGUCCUAUGCAAUUUGCAUCAUGCGUGCUUUCACGCGUAUUCACGUUUGCUGCAUAGAAAAUCUUUGUUGGCCAUAUAUAAGUCAAAAUUCCUCUUCAAGUUGGAAACAGUAUCUGAUUCAACAACGCAUGUCGGUAAAUUGUUCCAAAUAGAGAUCACUCUGUUAGAAAACGAAUACUUCCUUGUAUUUGUAUGGAACUUUGAACAUGUAUUCUAUAGCGAUGCCCUUUGGUACGUGGAUCCGCAUCAAAACACAAAGCUGAUACGGAAGACCUUCACUCCAAACAACAUCGCCGACCAACAGAACUCCAAGCUCCUUCGAAGAUGGCACAACUACCAAAACAUUCCUGCCAAUCUGAAAUGCAAUUAA